Molecule: messenger RNA, 4308 nt
Organism: Schistosoma margrebowiei
Lineage: Eukaryota; Metazoa; Platyhelminthes; Trematoda; Strigeidida; Schistosomatidae
Source: the annotation of a GenBank genome assembly
AACCAUCUAUCGUGUUUCUAUAAGUUUGUUACUGUGUUUGUAUGUAUUAUCUAUAAGAGCCUAUAGUUGCUUUAAUUUAAAUUAACAAUGAUUAGAUAGUAGACAUUUAUUUUCCUACACCCGAGAUAAGAAAAGAAAGGAAAUAUAUAUUUAACAUUUCUGUGAACUUUAUAUUAGUUAAAAGAAAUCAGUAGAAUAAAGAAAAAUAGCACCCCUUUCAUAAUAAGAAAAAUAUUUAUCCAUUUUAUGAUACAUUGGUAAACACACACACACAUAUAUAGACAAAACAAUAUUAAAACAUUAUUGCUUUUACAUACAUCAAUUUACAUUUAUUUAUCAACCCUAUUGAAAAUGAAUCAACUCACAUCAUUAAACUAACAACAACAAAAAUGGAACAAUCAUAUUCAAUGGCGCCAACUCAAUCCUCUUUUACAACUGAGUGAAAUAAAAUAUAAUAGAAAUCUUUCUAAAUAAGACUAAACCCUAAUAUUAUUUUCAAUCCAACUCAAAUAUCAUUUUAAAUCUUAACUGUAUCAAGUGUGAAAAUGAAUCUUUGAGAAAUAAAAUGAAUCUGAAUGAAGAAUUAAAUAUAUCUACAAGUAAUAAUGAUUUUAUACUUAAUGAUGAAUUAAACAAUUCAUGGAAGAAUUCUAUAGAAUAUGAAUCUUUCUAUUCCACUCCCACUGAUAAUAAUUAUACUACUAAUAAUAAUAUUACCUUCAUUCCAGACAAAACUACAACAAAUUCUUCAAAUAACAAUGAAUUAGAUAGAAAUAACACUCUUGUCAACAAUGAUUUAUCUUAUUCCUUUGAUGAAACAACCAAACAAAUAAAUGAUAAAAUUCUAAAUACAAACAAUCGGAAAACUUUUCUUAUGGAUACAAUAAAUGAUAAAAUUAAACAAUCAGAUCAUUCAUGUUAUUCAAUAUGGCAAAAUUUUGUAACAACCCUAUUAAACAAUAAUAAUAAGCUAUCCCCUGAAAAAGAAAUCGAUGAUACAAAUAAAUUGACAAAAUGUCAUUCACCACCUAAUUCGUCAUGCUUAAAUGUAACUAUUAAUUGUACAGAUUUUACACAUAAUACUACUUGUGUAUCAACAGUAAACGAUAGUGAUAAUAAUAAUAAUAAUAUGGUUUCCAUAUCCAAACAGUUUAAUAAUACACCGAAAAAACGUAAAACAGCUUAUGGAAUACGUGAUAUACUAGAGGAUUCUUGUAAAGACAAUGAGAUUAUUGAAAAACCGGAUGAUUUCCAUGAUAAAAUCGAUAUAAUUAAGAGUGAAAAACCACAGAAAUAUUUAGGUGAUGAUAUUGAAUCUGUUGAAAGUAAAUUAAAUAAGAGUUAUUCAACAUGGUGGAAUACAUUACAGUCUUUAACUAAUACAUUAGAUAAUUCUGUAAAUAAAACAGAUGAUAAUACACUUCAGUUGAUCUAUCAACAAUAUCGUUUACUUGAAAAAUUUUCAGCAUUACCAGAAAAUUUUCAUUCAAAUUAUUUAAUACAUUUAACACAAUUAAAUAAAAAUAACACAGAGAAUAAUCCCAUAAAUCAAUCAACCUCUUCAUAUCAAAAUCAUUAUACAACUAAUAUUUAUUCAGAAGAAAAUAUUGAAACUAAACCUAAGUUGAAUGAAUUACAUUCAAGCAUGAAUUUAUUCAAACGAAUUGUAUCAAGUUUAACCAAUGAACAAUUACCUCAACUAUUAUCAUCAACAAUAGGAGGGGCAUCUGUAACGUCAACGACGACAACAACAACAACAACAACGACACCUUGUUUAAUGAAAAAAGAAGGAUGUAAUACAUUUUUAGACUGUUUAAAUAAUAAACACUAUAAAUCAUAUGAUUGUGAAAAUCUUUUCAAUAUGGCUGCAGCUACAGUGGCUGCCAUGGCAGCUGCAGCAUCAAUGACAAAUUAUCAUUCACCAUUAAAUAAUUUACACAAUUCAACUCAUCAUACAUCAUCAAAUUUAUAUGAUUCAUUGAAUAUAUUUCAAAAUUCUUCAUUAACCGAUUAUAAUUUGUCUAAUAAUAACAUUACUACUACAUCUGUAAAUACAGUAAAUAAUAAUAAUAUUACAAGUAGUAAUAGUAAUGUCACGUCAGUUAUGCCUAAUCAUUCAUUUAAUUCACAUAUAAGUAAUAUUCAUUUACCUAUGGGAUUAUCAACAGGACAUAUGAAUAGUGUUAUGCCCAACAUUCAUCAUUCAUUAACAUCUCCUACAUCAUCAUCAUCACCAUCACCAUCGACAGUUGUUAGUACAAGUAAUAAUGGAAUAAAUUCAACAAAUUCUUGGAUAAGAACAAAUGAAAAUACAAUUAGUGUUAUCGAUAGAGAUGGAAAAAAGAAGCAUACACGUCCAACGUUUUCUGGUCAACAAAUAUUUGCAUUGGAGAAAACAUUUGAACAAACAAAAUAUUUAGCUGGCCCAGAAAGAGCUCGUUUAGCAUAUUUCUUAGGAAUGUCUGAAAGUCAAGUUAAAGUAUGGUUUCAAAAUAGACGAACAAAAUGGCGAAAAAAGAAUGCAGCUGAAAUGAUGUCAAGUAGAUCUAAUCUGUUUACAGAAAAUCCAACAUCUAAUCUAACUACUAAUGCUGUACAACUAGCUAGUGGUGAUUAUGAUCAUACAGAUUUAGGAAGUGAAAGUAUGAGUGGAGACGAUUGUUUUUCAUCAGAUGAUGUAAAUAUGACUAGGCCAGAAUCAAAUCAUUUGCCGUUAGAACAAAAUUAUCAAUCAGAAAUGGAUAAUGAACAAAAACGAACUGUAAAUUUCUCUAUUCCAAUUACUACUAAUAACAAUUGUCCUACCAAUACUAUUAGAGAUAACUUUGAAGUUGGUAAUCAUAAUAAUAUAUCUAUGGGAAUCGACUAUACAAAUACUCAGAAAAUAUCGUCAACUUCAAUUAAUCUGAAUAAAGAUAGUAAUUCUUGCAAACAGCCACAAUUGAAUGAUCUGAAUUUAUUAAACUUAAUGUCUAAAUCGCUUGAACAUCAACAAGAUUGGUUUCAGAAAUAUCACCAAUCCAAUUCACUUAAUAUAUCACCUACGCAAAUGAUUAAUCCACAACAUUCUUCUUUUCUUAAUGCAUAUGGUUUGAAUUUGUUAAACUCUUCCUGUAAUGAUAAUCAAGACGGAGUAUCUCAUACUUCAACUAUAAGUCAAUCGACAAGUAAUAACAAAAGAACUUACUCCCUUAAUAAUGAUGAUUUUCCGUUAGGAUCACCUACAUCGAAAGGGUUUAGUAUUCCCAAAGUAAAUGAAACAUCAUCUCUAGAUCACUCUACAUUUAAUGAAGAAAAUCUAAAUAUGAAAUAUAAUUUAAAAUAUCAUGCCAAUUCAAAUUUUUCUAAUCACUUAACUACAUCUAUGAAUAAUGACAAAAGAAAUUUUAAUCAAAAUAAACAUCAGAAAUCAUAACUUUCUGAAGAUUUAUUCUUUUCAUAAAAAACCCAUAAGCAUUUCAAUUACUAUUAAUGUGACCAUUAAUAAUAAUAAUAAUAAUAAUAAUGUUUAAUCGGUUAAGAAAACCCUUCAUGAUUUGGAAUUUCUAAUGUAACACUUUUCCCGUUAUGUCAUUAUGAAAUUGAUAAAAGAAGACUCUUAAACUUCAAAUGAAUACAACUUUACUCAUCAAUCAUGUACAGAAUGAAUAUUAUCGUUAUUAUUAUCAUCAUCAUGAAUGAUUGUAUUGCUCUUCACUAUUUUAAUGGUCUAUUUAAUAAAUUCAAAUUCAUCAAUUUGAUACAUAAUCAUUAUUUUUUAAUUCUAAUGGUAAUAAUUAACUUACAUAAUGAAAUUAUAGAAACAUAAAAUAUAAUAUACACAUAUUUUCUUUUCAAUUGUGUCAUAUCUUUUCUUUAGUAAAUAUACUACUACGACUACUACUAAUUUCACUGUUAGUAAUAUAUAAAUAAGUAGGAAUUGGAAUGACUGUUACAUUACAAUUACACCAAAGCUUUAUAUAUAUAUAAUCAUUCUGCUUUAAAGUACACAUCAGUAAACUUAUUUGAUUAUGAUACAUUACACAAUCAUAAAUAAUUGUCUGAUUAAAAUUUGUAAAAAUGUACUAUUUCACCUUGAAUUUAUUAUACAUUUGUAAAAUCAACAAUAAAACAGAAUAUUCAAAUUAUAAAUGAGUCAAUGAAUGAAAUUUAGGUUCCAAAAGAUAUUUCUUCAGAAUAAAAUAAUAAUUUUUUUUAAAAAUGUAGAAAACAUCCAUUGUGUAUAGUUUCUUCUAUUGUUUGUUGUCUUUUUUUUUAGGUGCAAUCAGUAUGUAAUUAGAAAUAUUUCCAUAUUAUAUAUUUUAAGAU